Saccostrea echinata is the source of this 5035-nucleotide messenger RNA. RefSeq lists its product as uncharacterized. Bases 34 to 3723 code for a protein of 1229 amino acids. Gene Ontology annotation, biological process: iron ion transport. Gene Ontology annotation, cellular component: plasma membrane. Gene Ontology annotation, molecular function: oxidoreductase activity; copper ion binding. The transcript is spliced from 11 exons. NCBI's taxonomy places the organism in Eukaryota, Metazoa, Mollusca, Bivalvia, Ostreida, Ostreidae. The record is from RefSeq and is a predicted model, not a curated record.
UAUAGCUUUUUCCCCAAACCGUUAGUUUAUUGCAUGAUCACUGCUGGGAUAGCCAUGCUUAGGACCUGGAGUUUCCCACUGUUUGCUCUCGUAAUAUUGAGUGUAUUCCAUCAGCUGAUUUUGAAGUCUUUGGACUGUCAACGUAACGAGUAUCUGUCUUUGUAUUAUGGUCGUUCUAUGGUGGUUUGCAAUUCUUCUGACGAUGAUGUCAUUAAAAUGGAUAAUCAGUUGUUGAGUAAAAUGAUUGUUCCAACACACAUCUGGAGUCUGGCCCUGUCGGUUCUCAACCUCGUGUCUCGUGUGGCUCUAUCGGACUCGUACUUCAAAACCCGGUUACCAGAUUACCGUGAUCACGCAUGCGCCCGUGAGUGCGAGGAGGACGGUACCCCCUUGACUUGUCAGUACGACUUCACCAUUGAGUAUUACUACACCUUAACCCAGGCCUGUUAUGGAUGUCCCUACAACACCACAGACUGUUUCCGACCCCACUGUGUGGCUGGGGACGGAGUAUCCCGGGGGAUAAUGACGGUCAAUCGGAUGCUGCCUGGUCCGGCUAUACGGGUGUGCGAGGGAGACACGAUCAUAGUAAAUGUCAAGAAUAACUUGGAGGGAGGGGAGGGUACUGCAAUUCACUGGCACGGCAUCCUACAGAGUAAGACCCCCUACAUGGACGGCGUGGCCAUGUUGACACAAUGUCCCAUCAACCGCCACUCAAAGUUCCAGUACAAAUUCCUUGCUGAAACACCCGGUACCCAUUUCUGGCAUGCUCAUGCAGGUUUACAAAGAGCUGAUGGAGUGUUUGGCUCUCUUGUGAUCCGUCAACCAAAGUCACGUGACUAUCACUCGGCUUUAUACGACCAUGAUUUGCCAGAACACUCCAUCUUACUCAAUGACUGGAUCGGCGAAAUGGGCGCAUCUCGAUUUGCCGGUCAUCAUCAUGCUAUGACAGAACACUUACCAAAUUCUAUACUAAUAAAUGGGCGAGCAACUCUGAAAACAUUUCUUCCAAAAUCAAACACAGAGGUCCAUAAUGGCCAUGGAGGUCACAUGAUGCCAAUGGAAACCAAUGGACAUCAACUAGCUGGACAUAUGAUGCAUGAUUCGAAUGGAAAUCAACAUGCUAACCACAUGAUGGGAGACACGAACAAUCAUCAGAUGGCCCAAGACAGCAAUGGUAAUGGUAACAGUCAAACAACAAGCAGUGACAAUGAAAAUUCAAUGGACUCCCUUCCAACCACGAACCCAGCAAUGCAAAAUAUGCACAGCAUGCAUGAUAUGCAUAACAUGCAUACAAUGGGAAUGCCAAGUGCACAUAAUGACCACACCAUGGGUAUGGGUCCUAUGUCAAUGAACAACGGAGAUCAUAGUAUGCACAAUAUGAACUCCAUGGGCAUGAACAAUGGAGAAGGUAAUAUGAACAUGAACAAUGGGGACAGUGAAAUGCCAAGUGGUAUGGAGUCUCUCACAACACUUUCGAACUCAGAUUUAGAAAUGCUUGUAAAUUCAGAACAUCAGAUGCACCAAAUGCAUCAAAUGACAAUGCGAAGACGUCGAAGUGCCAACGAAAACACUGUCACUGUACCAACAACCAGUGACGAUAUGGAUAAACCUCAAGAACACGUCCCUGUCCAAACACCUCAUGCCGUCUUUGCUGUUACACAUGGUCAGCGCUACAGAUUUAGAGUUGCCAGCAAUGGAGUAAACAACUGUCCAAUAGAAGUCUCCAUCGAUAACCACACUAUUACUGUCAUCAGCUCCGAUGGCACACCUUUCAAGCCCGUCCAUCUCCAGUCUUUCAAUAUAUUUGCUGGGGAAAGGUACGACUUCAUAUUAAACGCUGAUAAACCAAUUGGAAAUUACUGGAUUCGAACCCGUGGUUUGGCCGAUUGUGGACCACAGUAUAAUGGCGUAAGUCAGACGGCUAUCCUUCGAUAUGAAGGCGCCAUGCCGAUGUUUCCAAAAGAGUCUACAGAAUACGAGGCAGGGGAAAGACCAGGAAUGAAAUUAAAUCCAUUCAACCAGAAUUCAGAUUUGAACACAAUGAACGUGGAUCGACUGGAGUCCUUAAUUCCAGAUGACAUUUCGCUCAAGGUGAAACCAGACAGGGUACUUUACCUCGCCAUGGACUUCAAUUUUAUCGAGAACUACCGGUUUAACGAUCCCGACUUCUACUCACUGCAGCAUAUGAUGCAUAAAGGGGGGCAUGGAGCACAUGCCCAUCACAUGUUUUCUCCCCAGAUCAACAGAAUAUCUUACUCUGCCCCUCCCUCUCCUCCACUCACCCAGUACACAAAAGACUUGGAGGACAUUUUUUGUGAUGGAACAUCAUUCAAAGACAAGAACUGUAAGAAGGAGUUUUGUGAAUGCACACAUAGAGUCAAAAUUAAGCUUGGAGAGGUGGUAGAAAUGGUGCUUGUAGAUGAGGGUAAACACAUGGACAAUAACCACCCCAUGCACAUGCACGGAUACAACUUCAGGGUUGUUGCCAUGGAAAAGCUGGGGAACAUGACCUCUGUUGAACACGUUCGAUUCAUGGAUGAUAUGGGGCUGAUCAAUAGAAAGCUUCAUAGGGCUAUCUCAAAGGACACAGUUACCGUUCCUGACGGAGGUUAUACCAUUAUUAGAUUCCACGCCACCAAUCCAGGAUUCUGGUUAUUUCAUUGCCAUAUCGCCUUCCACAUGGAAAUGGGGAUGAGUAUGGUCAUCCAGGUUGGUGAGCCUGAACAGAUGCCAAGACCGCCGCCCAAUUUUCCGCGUUGUGGCGACUGGACUCCAAAGGAGCAAGCGGAAAGCGACGAUAAUAUCUGCCCCCCACCACCACCAUCCGCUAACUUAGCUUUUGAUCCACCCACCUCAGCUGCACCACCCACAACUACAACCAGCUCGCUACCCCCCACUGAGGCCAUUACUUCAACAGUCCCACCUUUACAUCAGAUCUAUCUGGGUGGAAUUCAACAGACAACUGAUGUAAAUCUUAAAGACGUCACACUUCACUAUGCUCUGCUUGUUUGGAUGACAGGGAAAAAGAAUUCUAUGAAGUCCCCCAAAACUUCCGCUCUCGUAAGAGAUCACGGCCGCCAUAAAAAUAUGACUGGAAUGAAAAACAAGCAUCACAGGAAACACAAAAACAUCCUAAGUGGUCACCAGAAAACUAAUGAAUCCAAUCACCUUUCACACAAGUCGACACCCAACAAUCUUCCAUUCAUGAGCAUCAAAUCAGCCAACGUGCCAAGUUCCUCAAAGAGUAGUAUGAUCGAGUUAACGAACUUACCGAAAAUGAUAGUCCCAGCUCACUACAUUAAGAAAAUUAUUUCGGACCAUCCUUCAAAGUCUGUCAAAAAGGGACAUCGGCAGCAGAGAGGCCCCGGAAGCAGAGAACGUAUUGGACGGUUGUCAAGUUCUAUGGGAAAAAUUGGCAAGAGAAACAUCACUGUGCAUGCUGUAAACAAUUAUAAACAGACAAAAUUCCGCGAGCGACCCAGAGGGUUCCCUAAACCUUUGCGAAAUGGACCGACAGUUCUUAACACUAUGUCUUCUCCAAACUUAGAUAGACAUACAAAUGAUCUACAGAAGACAUUGCCAAUGAGAAAUAGAAAUCAUAUUGAUCAUUACCGGAAGUUACGAAACCCAUCGACUUCACGACACAGAACAAGUCACGGUUUAUCCCGCAUGAGGCGUGACUUGGUUAGAAGACUUCAAUCAAGGUCAUCGGAUCCAUUAUGAUAAAAAUAUUAUUGAACACAGUGGUAAAGAAAUCCAACCCUGCUACUCAAAACGAGAUGCGAGACAUACGACACAAAGUUACUGGGGAAAGGUCGACAAUCUGUCGAAUCGUUGUCGUUCAACUCAGAGGACGCAAGAAACUUGGUUCAGUUUGUCGAUAACUGCCGAAAAGUGCUAGGAAUAUGAAUUACCAAAUAAACGAAGUGAGCAAACACGUCGGUGAUUCCUGUAGAUUGCUGCAGAAAGGACGUAAUGUUGAUUUUGUUUGUCAGCAAAGAGAUUGCUGGAUUUUUUUCAGUUGCAUUAGUGUUUUCUUUUAUCUCAUUUUUACUUCAAAUUAAAGCCAGUCAUUUUUUUUAUUUACCAGUUAGUUGCUAGUUUUUACUAACUAUAUGUAACUAUAUGCAUUUUAGAUUGAAUGUCUAGUCAAAUGUUAAUUUGCUUGACGAUCACAUUCUCAACUUUUUCAAGAUUUUGGUUUACAUGCACUUAUAUUUUUGAGUGUUGUUGAAUAUUAUUAUACUUAAAUGUUAUUCUAUUUAACAUAUUAACAUAUGCUUGCCCUCAUUAUGGUGUUAUUUUCAGGCAUACAUUCCUUCAAGUGAGACCCCGGGUCCCUUAUUUAUUUACUUAUAUAGUGCUUAUGUGAUUGACAUAAUUCUUUUUGCUUUAUAUAGUGAUAUCAUAAAUAUAUCAAAUCACGUGUGCUUGUAGAUUGUUGUAUCCAUUUUUGAAAAGUCAUGCUAUAUGUUAUCCUUGUUUCAUAUUUAGUAUUCGAAAUUUCCGAUUAUCUUUUUUUAUGUUGUUUGUGCAAUAGAAUAAAUGGCACUCUAUCUGGAAUAUGUAACACCAUAUAAUCCAUUACACUACAUAUAGCUUAUUUUUAGAGUUUUCCGUCUUCAGAUGAAACUCUUUUAUUAUUAUUUGUUUUACUUCUAUUACAAUUUGUUUACUAAAUUACAAUCUCAAACUAAUUUUGGAAUUGUCAACAUUUAUUUCAAUAAGAGCAGCAAGCUGAAUUGUGCUUCCACUCCAUAAUAUGCUGUUUGCCAUGAGAGACUUUUAAUUUAUAUUUUCAUUUUUCAAAAAGCAUCAGUAUAUUGGUGUGAAUUAAUUACCCGACAAUAGUUCUUAAUGUUAAUUUAUUUCCUUUUUUGCAUUGCAGUUUGCAUGUCCAGCAUUUCAGAUAUUGAGAAAUUCAAAAAUUGUAUAUAAUCACUUUGUUUAUAAUUAAUACCAGUGAAUCUCUUACAGGUCUCUAAUUAUUAAUUAGGCUUUUCAACAAAUUGCAAAUUAAAAUUUUCAAUUAUUA